AUGAAGACUUGUUUUCUCGUUACAUUCCUGUUGGCAGCAGCGGUCUGCACCCACAGCCUUGAAGAGGUGAAAGACUCCAACGGAAAUCCAGUUAAGGUCGGUGCAAAAUACUUCAUCCAGCCGGUUAAGACCGAUAGUAACAACGGUGGUGGUCUUGUUCCAGCCGCCACUAACAUACUCCCGUUUUGUCCACUUGGCAUCACCCAAACAAUUCUUCCCUACCAACCAGGCCUGCCGGUUAGCUUCGGAUACCAUCCAAACAUUCUUGGCCGGUACAACGUUGACACAUCUAGCGAUAUAAACAUCGAGUUCAGGUCCGAGAUAUGGCCUGUCUGUAACGAGUUUUCCAAGUUGUGGGCAGUCGAUCCCUCAUCCACGUCCAAGGAGCCUGCCGUUAUCAUCGGUGGUGACCCGAAGAGCCCAAAUAGCGCGUUUAAGAUAGAAAAGGCUACUGGAUCACACACUUAA
This is a messenger RNA of Eruca vesicaria subsp. sativa (arugula), 468 nucleotides long. The record is from the annotation of a GenBank genome assembly. Lineage: Eukaryota; Viridiplantae; Streptophyta; Magnoliopsida; Brassicales; Brassicaceae.